Exophiala spinifera is the source of this 654-nucleotide messenger RNA. RefSeq lists its product as uncharacterized. Gene Ontology annotation, molecular function: copper chaperone activity; copper ion binding. Gene Ontology annotation, biological process: intracellular copper ion homeostasis; mitochondrial respiratory chain complex IV assembly. The coding region runs from base 1 to 654 and encodes 217 amino acids. The transcript has 2 exons. Lineage: Eukaryota; Fungi; Ascomycota; Eurotiomycetes; Chaetothyriales; Herpotrichiellaceae. Gene Ontology annotation, cellular component: mitochondrial inner membrane. The record is from RefSeq and is a predicted model, not a curated record.
AUGGUGUUCUACUUCCAAUACGAGAAAGCGAGACUCGAACGGAAACGACUCACGGAGAUGAGCAAAGGCUACGGCAAACCCAAAGUCGGGGGACCAUUUACGCUUAAAGACCUGGAGGGCAAUGAAUUCACUGAGAAAGAUCUUCUGGGGAAAUAUUCGAUGAUCUACUUCGGAUUCAGUCACUGCCCGGAUAUCUGCCCGGAUGAACUCGACAAGUUGGGUGACGCGAUUGAUAUCAUACAAGAAAAGGCACCGAACUGCAUGAGGCCAAUCUUCAUUUCGUGUGACCCUAACAGAGAUACUCCUGAGGUGCUCCGAAAAUACCUCGCCGAGUUUCAUCCUGCGAUACAGGGGUUGUCGGGCACAUGGGAACAAACAAAGAAUGUGUGCAAGCAGUAUAGAGUAUAUUUCUCGACACCACCGAACUUGGAACCCGGUGAGGAAGACUAUCUGGUCGACCACAGCAUAUAUUUUUAUGUGAUGGAUCCGGAAGGCGACUUCGUGGAGUGCAUUGGUAGACAAGACACUGCGGAGAGUGCUGCUGCGAUUCUCCUCCAACAUGUGAGGGACUGGCAAAGAGAAGGCAAGCCUCUCGAUACAACGCCUCUCCCUUAUCUCGCCGCCAAAAAGGAUUCGACGAGCGCGGCGAAAUAA